Messenger RNA from Gamsiella multidivaricata, 1802 nucleotides. RefSeq lists its product as uncharacterized. The coding region runs from base 139 to 1731 and encodes 530 amino acids. NCBI's taxonomy places the organism in Eukaryota, Fungi, Mortierellomycota, Mortierellomycetes, Mortierellales, Mortierellaceae. The transcript has a single exon. The record is from RefSeq and is a predicted model, not a curated record.
CAACAACAACAACAGCAACAACAACAGCAACAGCAACAACAACAGCAACAGCAACAACAACAGCAACAGCAACAACAACAGCAACAGCAACAGCAACAACAACAGCAACAGCAGCAGGGCCAAGAUCUUGGGCUGCUCAUGCUUCAUGUUACGCGUUUCGGUACCAUCGACCACGCCUAUGUUACGUCUCAACAGCAACAACCUUCCCAUAUCCAACCUAACACGAUGAUGUCGAGCGGGUUCAUGUUUCAGGACGACGCUUCGAUCCGGGCCAUGGCCAAUACCUCUGUGAUGUCCUACACCCAUCCAGAUGAUAUCCGCACACUCUGCCGAGGAUUAGAUCGGGUCUGUAAAUCCCUCGCUGCGCCAUUUCGGAUCCGCUGGCGCGUUCCAGCAUCCCAACAGCGACAUCCGAUCAAUACAGAGGACCCGGAGUUACCCCUUGAGAGAAAGGAGGGCUCUUUGUCGCGCAUCAUUGAAUUCAAGGGGGAGUCGUUUGAGGAGUGGGUUGAUCCGAGUGCAGUGCCCGAUCCAAAGCUGACGUCCAGGGCCGCAGGCCUGAUGGUCGAUCAUCAGGAUGAUGAUAAAAAGUAUAUGUGGACUGAAAUCAGAGGUGUUCAUUCGAAUGGCCAGCCUAUGCUGGUGGUUCGCCCGCUUACGGCGGAGGAGGUACAGGAACAGCGCGAACAAGCGUCCAUGGCUGCAGGUCUUGUUAUCCCGACCAGGGAGUCUCGUCAAUAUGCCGGAAAUGGUGGGCAAGAACAGGGUGGUAAGGAAUGGAAGAGCAAGUCGAAACAGAUGGGGGUGGAUGAGGCCAUGCGCUUGCCGAGACAGUUGGGUAUCUCGGCUUUGACGACCUUGUCGACGGCCUCCUCGUGCUCUUCUUCUUCGCGACCGGACGAAGUGAUGCUUAGGAUGCCGGGUUCGCUUCCACCUUCGGCAUUAUCGACAUCCGUAGCAUGCUGUUGGAAGGCUCCUGGAGCUAUGGAUAUGUCGUCGUCGUCGUCGUCUUCUGCAGAGAUUGCGUAUCCGUCAACAUCAAGUUCGCCAUGGACGGUGUUCUUGGCGAUCGCGUUCGAUGCGUGGAAGCAGUGGAACCAGACGGUGCACGCCGGACAGGCACAGUUCCGGGACUGGUGCGAAUAUGUCCUGGAGGCGACGAUUGAUCAGUUGAUCGAGGGUGUGUCGUUGGGGAUGACGCUCUUGAGAAUUGAGAAUGGUCCCGAGUGUGAGGGUCUGGGUGCAUCUUCACAUUCGAACGCCAUUCAGGAUCGACAGCAGCAAAGGCAAUUGAUGCAGGGGACACAGGAAGAUUGUGAGGAGGUGUCGAUAGAGACCUGGGUCGACUGUCGUCUGGAUCCUGACCAACAACAUCACCACAGGCGCCCGAUGAUGAAUGCAGGGCAAAGAAAGCUGUCGGAGAUGCAUCGUGUGGAAGUCAUUCUGAAGAGUUAUCCAAACAUUGAAAGAGUGAUACGGAAGUUUGGGAACACCUGGUUGGGCCGGAAGUUCAAGAGCCGGUUGCAGCAGAAGCUCGAUAUGGCUGCGGGUCAGGUCGUGCAGUGGUGGUGUAACAAAGAGGUAGAGGAGGAAGGUUCCUCCUUGGUUGUAUCCGUGGAUCAGUUGAACGCUGCGGAAGCGGUGGAGCCUGAUGUUGACGCGGGCAAGGCUGCGGGCAAGGCUGCGGGCACACCUGUGGUAGCAGCAGCAGCAGAAGCAGUUGAAACUUAAUUAUUUUUUCCCCCAUGUAUAGUAUUAUAAGUUUACACUUGUAUAAAAACCAGCAUAUGAUAUACUAAAUG